This is a messenger RNA of Haliotis rufescens (red abalone), 2745 nucleotides long. RefSeq lists its product as uncharacterized. The record is from RefSeq and is a predicted model, not a curated record. The transcript is spliced from 2 exons. The coding region runs from base 1 to 1182 and encodes 393 amino acids. NCBI's taxonomy places the organism in Eukaryota, Metazoa, Mollusca, Gastropoda, Lepetellida, Haliotidae.
AUGGUACAGCAACUUGGUCCAAAUGCUCUACUUGCAAAAUUUGAUGUGAAAUCGGCUUCCAGGAUGAUGCCGGUACACCCUCAGGACUUUGAGUUGCUAGGCUUGUGCUUUCAAGGUAAAUACUACUUUGAUAAAUGCUUGCCGUUUGGCUGUUCCAUAUCAUGCUCAGUGUUUGAAAAAUUCAGCACCUUUUUGCAAUGGUGUGUCCAGCAAAAGUUGCCUAACGGCCAACUCAUGCAUUACCUUGAUGAUUUUCUCACAGACGGAACUGCAGGAACGAAAGACUGUGGUGACAACCUUGAUACAUGUCUCAGUACUUUCCAGGAGCUGGGCGUACCCGUAGCACAUGCGAUGACAGUAGGUCCUGCUUCCUGCUUAACAUUCCUAGGUCUUGAAAUCGACACAGUCAGGAUGCAGGUUAGAAUACCACAGGAAAAGAUUGUAAAUAUCAACGCAAUCAUACACGAUAUGCUGGCCUCAGGUAAUCACAAAGUGACCCGUAAAGCUUUGCAGUCUCUGGUGGGUAAGCUAAAUUUCAUGUGCCGGGCAAUACCCAUGGGUGGACCAUUUUGCCGCAGACUGAUUGAUGCCUAUACAAAGGUAAGUCAUCAAGCACACGGUGUUCGCAUCACGUGGGGAGUUCGGGAGGACCUAGAGGUUUGGCUCGGGUUCUUGGGGGAAUUUAACGGUGUGUCGGUUUUUCAGAAUCAAAAGUGGGCUGACAAUACAUGUCUGCAGCUGUUUACUGACGCAGCCAGCACUGUGGGGUUCGGCGCAUACUAUAACGGGAACUGGGCAAACGGGCUCUGGCCCCGUGAGUGGGUGGAGGACGGCUCGACUCGUGACAUGACACUGCUGGAGUUGUUUCGGAUUGUGCUGUCAGUUUGUCUGUGGGGGACAGCCUUUGCUAACAGGAAAGUACUUUUCUUUUGUGAUAACCAAGUUGUAGUGUCGAUAAUAAAUAAACAGUCUUCAAAGGCACCCAGAAUCAUGUCACUGAUUAGGCAGCUAGUGCUGCAGGGCCUCAAACACAACAUUUUGUUCAAGGCCAGAUAUAUAACAACACACGACAAUAUUAUCGCAGAUGCACUGUCGAGAUUUCAGUGGGAACGAUUCCGCAAUGCAGCUCCAUCAGCCAACCUGCAUCCCACACCACUUCCAGACAAUCUCUGGCAGGGCUAACAAUCGAGGCAGAGAGGCUCCUUCAGCGAUCAUUGGCGGCAAACACGUGGGCAACUUACCAGGCAGGAACCCAAGCGUUGCAAGCAUUCAGGGCAUCACAAAACCUGGGAGAUGUCUGGCCGGUUCCAAUCACUCAUCUGGUACAUUUCAUUGCUCACCUGUCAGUGUCAGGACAUGCACCGAGUACGGUAAGAACGUAUAUGGCCGGUAUCUCAACGUACCAUAGGCUACACAGCAUGGAAGACCGCACCGGCCACUUUGUUAUUACUAAAAUGAUUACCGGGAUGCAAAAGUGUCAGGGGAGGUACGAUCACAGAAAACCAAUAACAAUAGACCUGCUCAAAGUAAUUGUAAACAACCUGCAAUUUGUCUGCUCUUCUACCUAUGAAGUAAGAUUGUUCCAAGCAGUAUAUUGCUUGGCCUUCUUUGGUUUCUUUCGGGUGAGUGAACUCGUGCAAACCAAACUUUCUCAUCCAGGGUGCGAUUUCUUAGACCUAGAAGUCCAAGACACGACUAAGACAGUAACAGUCGCUCUAAGGCAUUCAAAAACGGACGGGCAGUCACAUGGCAUAGUUGUUUCCAUUUCCGCCAUACCUGGCCUCAAUCUGUGUCCAGUGGCUACAGUUAAAGCAUACCUAACAGUUCGAUCACAGGGUCAGACUCAAGCUUUCGUACACUUUGAUAAAUCUCCCCUGACCAGGUAUCAAUUUCAGGCCGUGCUAAAAAGCGGCAUCUGCACAGCAGCAUACUCUUCGCAUUCCUUCAGGAUUGGCGCAGCAAGGACAGCAGCCGGUAACGGAGUGAGUUCAGAUUUGAUACAGCACUUUGGUAGGUGGGGGUCAGAAUGUUAUAAAAGCUAUAUACGCAUACCUGCAAACAUUUAAAUCGCCAACCAUGCAAGAACAGUUUUCUUCCUAUUGAUUCAUGUUUUCAGUAUGGUUGGUUGGGUCCAGCUUCCUGACCCGGGCGAGAGAGCACCUACAGGACAGUGACUUCGGUAUUCCAGGGGGAUGUCUCUGGUUGGCAAGGGGCGGCAUGAGGUGGAAGGAGCUGACCAAGCUGAUAGAUGCCCAGGUCAAAGCAAUGCAGACACCACCAAAGGCGGUGGUGACUCACCUUGGUUCGAAAGGCGCUGGGAUGGAAAUAGAAAAGUAUUGAAGUGUAUCUCACCUCAAAAUAAGAGACCUCCCUUCAUAAGAGUUCACGCAGAAUGCAUGAGGAUGGGCAGUUGAGAAAGAAAGUCUAAAGAAGUGGACUAAAGGGCCAACCAGAAGACAGAUAGCAUCUGACAGGUGUCAAAGAAAGUCAAGAUGCUAAACAAUAAUGUUGUGGUGAAUAAUAAAGUGGUGAAUAUAUCUAAAAUUAGAUAGUGGAAGUCCAGUUGAAGCUGGAGAAAUCACAGAGGCUGCAAACGGUACCAAAGUUAUCGUUGUUAGUUGUCUGACAUUCAACUGCAGACAUAUGUAUAUAUAUACUCACACGCAAAGUGGUUUUAAGCAAAUAGGUAACAAACACGGAACCAUCAAUUGAUACGAGUUUUAGCAUGAAUAUUUUUGGCUGCAU